GCUAAUCAAUCAGCACCAUUUGAACGGCGGCUCAGUUUGAUAGAGGAGCGCAAUAGCAAUCACACGUACGCAGAUCUGGGCAAACGCAGACUAGAGCAUACAGCCUCCAUGUUUGAAACUGCUUCCAAGAAAGCUAAGAAGCUCUCUCUAGACGUCAAAGGUAGGGUGUCAGAUUAAGUUCCUCAGGUGGCAGUGCAAGCCAGCAAGACGGCUGCUCUGUAAACUCAACCCCUCAGCAAGAGAUAAAAAGGCAGCCGGGUAGCCACUAAACUCUUUGCUCUGUGCUGCCAGCAAAGGAUCCGCGUGUGAGGGCUUUUUGUGUACUCCGUACAACGUGCAUGUCUGUGUCAGCUUUGCUUUUAACCCCGGUCGUUGGGCUCUAUCUCCAUCGGCUUUAACACAGCUCCCGGAUGGAACGAACAUCCAGCCGCCGGAGAAUACGCCAACCACGCGGUGAUCUCCAAGAUCCUCCGAGAGUUUCGUCACAGCCAGCUCAAGCUAACACAAGUAGCCAAGCCGCAGGUUGGUCAAGAAGCUACUUGGCGUCUGUCGUCAUCUUCCUAGUUCUCGUGGUAAGCUUCUUGGGAGCUCUGCGAAUCCCAAGGUCUCCUCCGUAUUAUUCGUCACAAAACCGGGUUCUAGGCCCGACGCAGCAGCAGCAGCAUCCUGGCGCUCAGAGGCUGCAUCCCGAGGCGCAUAUUUAUCGGACUGUUAGAACAAUCCGUCUCAACUGGACGGUAACUGCGGGUUAUCGUCGUCCUGACGGUGUGCUGAAACGCAUCUAUCUUGUAAAUGGGCAAUUUCCAGGCCCGGUCGUUGAAGCCCGAUCUGGAGAUCGUUUGAUUGUGGAUGUAAGAAAUGGCUUGGAGGAUGAGGGUGUCUCGGUGCAUUGGCAUGGCCUGCAUAUGAGAGGUUGUUUUUAACAUUGAAUAGCGCAGUAAGUUAACUAGAGGUUCUCGCGUUGCUAACAUCGUCAAGAUGCAAACCGAAUGGAUGGCACAGUAGGAGUGACCCAGUGUGCUAUCAACCCCGGAGAUUCCUUUCGCUAUGAUUUUACUAUUUCCGAUUCGCAAAGCGGAACGUAUUGGUAUCACGCUCAUUCCGGCUUGCAGAGAGCAGAUGGUCUAUACGGUGGUUUGGUGGUUCAUCAACCGUCACCAAAAGCUAUUCGAGGAACUCAAUCCCGAAACGCGGAAUCAGAUAUCUUGAAAUAUAAGUAUCAGAAAGAAAUUCUCCUACUGGUUGGGGAUUGGUACCAUAGGCCCGCGGACGAUGUCCUGAAAUGGUAUAUGCGGGCAGCCUCAUACGGGAAUGAACCUGUACCGGAUUCUCUUCUCGUCAAUGGAGUCGGUCGCUUUGAUUGCGCCAGGGCAGUCCCAGCGCGUCCUAUCGACUGUUCCAGUAAAACUCCCAUGCCUCAUUUUAUGAUUGACCCUACCCAGUCAUACCGGGUCCGAGUCGUGAAUACCGGAUCUCUUGCAGGGUUUUCUCUUGGGUUUUCCCAAGGGAAUAUAAGCCUUACCCAUGUUGACGGAGGCUUGGAUGUGCAGCACUUUAAACAGUCAAAGGCAUCCAAUUCGAAGUCUAUAGGAAUUCUCUAUCCAGGUCAACGAGUAGAUUUUAUCCUGCAGCACCAUCAAAACGCGCGAGGGAAGUCCUCCCUCACCGUGGAGUUGGAUCCUGAUUGUUUCAAAUAUCCCAACCCAGCACUCUCUUCUGCCCAAGCCUUUCCGAUAUACAACGCCAACUCAAACAAUAUUAAAACAUACAGUCCACAGCCCCUACAUAUCCUCUCAAGUACUCACAUUAACCUCACUCAGGUUUCAUCCACUGCGGCGGUGCUCUCCGGCCUUCCGCCUGAAGCCCAGCAGACUUACGUUAUAUAUACAAAGAUAUCCCAAAUGUCGAAGAACCAGAACAUGCCUUUUGGUUACUUUAAUCAGACAUCAUGGCGUCCGCAAUCAGACCCUCCACACCCUCUGGUCGACCUUGAUCCGCACCAUUGGGAUAAAAACCAGUUCGCGAUUUCGACAGGGAGUAAGCCCGUCUGGGUCGACCUUGUCGUUAAUAAUCUAGACGAAGGACCACAUCCGUUUCAUCUUCACGGCCACAACUUCUUCAUUCUCACUAUCCAUUCCUCAUCUCGUGGAUGGGGCUCAUAUAACCCAUUCAGCCCUCAUCAACAGCAUCAACAAUACCGACCAACUUCGAUGGACCUUGCUAGAGCCCUGCUGCGGGAUACAGUGCAAAUACCACCACGGGGACAUGCCGUCCUACGGUUUCGCGCUGAUAAUCCAGGCAUCUGGCUGUUUCACUGCCAUAUCCUGUGGCAUUUGGCAAGUGGGAUGGCAAUGGUGUUUGACGUUAUGAACGGAUCUCAGACAGGAAAUGGCCACGGCCUGGCUGGUGGGGGAGCCAUGGAGAUGUGUCGAUAUCUAUAACUAAAUUUGGCCUUUUUUCUUUUACUUUUAAUCAUGGGAAAUCGGGGGGUAGGCAGAAUUGGAACGGAUGGAGACGGACGCAAACGUAUCCGUUUUUAGAUCCAUCUAUAGAGAAGAUACUAAGACGCUCUCAUUCCAUAGAAUAUAUCAUCGGCUUAAACCGAAUUCCUCAGUGAGCUUGAGAAGAAAAGUUGAGAGAGAGUCAUUUCUAAACAUAACGUAAAUACUGCCUGCGCCACGCAGAUGGCUCAUGAUAUGUCCUACGUACGUAUUUACUCCAUGGAAAAUAUAUGCAACCAGGCUAGACUACAUAGCAAUAAGGUACUAGGUUGGGUUUGAUAGUAAUUACUAGAGGAUAUGAGUUGUUAUGUAUUGAAUAUAUAUGCCCUUGUAUCCUGUUUUUGUAAACGCCGCCCAAAGAACCUUUGACGAGAGAAAAACAGCAAGAGGACUUCUCUUAAAAAUAAAAUAAAAAUAAAAAUAAAAA
This is a messenger RNA of Blastomyces dermatitidis ER-3, 2928 nucleotides long. RefSeq names its product ferro-O2-oxidoreductase, variant 1. The record is from RefSeq and is a predicted model, not a curated record. NCBI's taxonomy places the organism in Eukaryota, Fungi, Ascomycota, Eurotiomycetes, Onygenales, Ajellomycetaceae. Gene Ontology annotation, molecular function: copper ion binding; oxidoreductase activity. The transcript is spliced from 7 exons. The coding region runs from base 990 to 2441 and encodes 483 amino acids.